AUGUGCAGCUUCGGCUCAAGCUCAACAGCUCUUCGGGAAGUGCAUUGGGGUGUUCCGCGACCCUCCUUGAGAGGAAAAAAAUUAAUACUUACACAAGUCCUCGCCCGGCUACUUUGCGACUGCUGUUGUUUCCCCUCUUCCUCAACUUUGCUUCCUCCCUCCUCCUUCUCUCUCUCUCUCACACAAGUCUCUCUCACCUCACUAUACAUAUACACGCCCAUAUAUAUAUACAAACUACGGUGCUGUAUCUUGCCCUACAGCACUCUCUCCCUCACUGUCCAAUCGUUGUUUGCAGGUGCUCUCCUCCCGGCGCCCGCAUACAUACACAUUUGGACGCAUUUAGUAUCGGAAGAUUGCUUUUGA
Molecule: messenger RNA, 363 nt
Organism: Bipolaris victoriae FI3
Lineage: Eukaryota; Fungi; Ascomycota; Dothideomycetes; Pleosporales; Pleosporaceae
Exons: 1
Coding region: 1-363 (120 amino acids)
Source: RefSeq, a predicted model, not a curated record